Messenger RNA from Cylicocyclus nassatus, 1455 nucleotides. The record is from the annotation of a GenBank genome assembly. Lineage: Eukaryota; Metazoa; Nematoda; Chromadorea; Rhabditida; Strongylidae.
AUGAGGAAACCCGGCAAUGAUAUAUCGAAGCUAGGCGUGAAAGGAAAAAAUAAUUUGGAUGUUUCGAAUUGCAUACCCUCGACAACUACGACGCAGACAUGGACGACAGCUACACCGCGAAGGACUUCGCCGCCAAGCAUGACUACAGAAUCUGAGACCUCCACUCCUGAUUGUUUGGUGUGGGACUGGUAUAGGGGCUAUGUUCCCUGUUCGUGGAUGACCACGGAGAGUGCAUCCACGGAUGCAUCCACGGACAGUACAACCUCACAAUACUCCACCGUUUCCACCGAUUGUUGGGAGUAUGAUUGGACUAGGGGCUAUAAUGUUCCCUGUUCCUAUACGGGCCAACCUAAACUACAAGCUGAAAGUGAACCAAAACAACAAGCUGCCCAUUCCGGCUCGCUUUUGGAAACUCCAACCUUAAAUCAAUGUUCAUGCACUGAUAAAAAUAUCUGGCUUGAUGUCUACUUUCUCAUGGAUUCAUCGCAAGCUAUGACGAGAAACGGAUUUGAUGAGGCCACAUCGUUCGCUCAAUCUGUGCUUUAUAAGCUUAACAUUGGACAAGGAAAUGGCCAGCAAACUCGUGCUGGCUUCAUAUCCUACUCGGCCAACGCGAAUAAGAACUACGAUUUGACCGCCUUUCAAUCAUCAGACGACAUGAUUAAUAAAUUUAACAUCAAUUACGAUGGCAACAGAGGAACAAAUAUUGAAGCAGCCAUCAAAUUAGCUGCUGAAAGUUUUGAAACAUCAUCGCAUCGAAGUAACGUGCAGAAAGUUAUUGUUAUAGUUGCUUCAGCUUAUGAAAGCGGAAAGUACAACGAUCCAACAGAAAUCGCGAAAACAUUCAUUGAGGACGGUGGUUUCAUCAUUACCGUAGAAUAUCUACAAGAGCACGGUAAUCCGGUGCCUUUAUUGGACAAACUCUCUAGCGGACCCGAAUACUCGUUCACAAAUCGUUACGGAAAUCUCACAGCCGAGCAACUACGACAAGCUUUCUGCAGAAUCAACUGCUUCUGCCCCACAAACUAUCUGCCCUACACUCAAGGUGAUGUUGUACCUGUCGGUGGCUGCUAUAGACCCGUUCCAAUAUCUGCUAUUCAGGCUCUAGCUGCCAAGAAUUGCCGACAACAUCAUAAUGCUAUUCUUGCUAAAGUUGAAAGCAGGGAUAAGUCAACAUUCCUGAGUACAAUGUUUCCAUCAAAAACAAAGUUCUGGAUUGGUUUGAAGAACGUAGAUGGGUACUAUCAAUGGGCUGAUGGAACAUGCCUCCAAAACUCUGACUUCCAAAUGUGGGCACCUGGAUAUCCGAAUAUUAAUGCCGGUGAUUGCGUCUAUACGUACCAGUAUUCCGGAUUUAGUUCCGGAUGGUUUAACGACGAUUGCAGUGAUGAUCAGAACUACGUAUGCCAGAGUGUACCGUGCAGCGCCGACAACUACUGCGCUACUAGAGAUUAG